AUGGUGUCCUUCGAUGUGAAGUCACUUUACACAAGCGUGCCCAUUGACUUCGCCGUCAAGGUCUGCACUGAGGCUCUCGAAUCGGACCCAAGUCUUCCAGAAAGGACACCGCUCGAGGCUCCAGAUCUCAGCAGACUUCUAGAGUUUUGUCUGAGCAACACAUACCUCACGUUCCAGAAAAAGUUCUUCAAGCAAGUCCAUGGAACCGCAACGGGAGCCUCGAUCUCAGUCACCGCAGCGAACUUCGCAAUGGAGUCACUGGAGUCCCGUGCCCUGUCUAGUUUCAGCUCACGUCCAAGGGUAUUCCUACGCUACGUGGACGACUGUUUCUCAGUGGUUAAGAAGUCUGCUUUGAGCGCUUUUCUUCUGCACCUUAAUAGCAUGGAUCCAGCCAUACAGUUCACGACAGAGGAAGAAGUUAAUGGUCGUCUGCCAUUUUUGGAGGUGCUCGUGAAACGCGACGGCAGUAGGUUGUCGUUCAGUGUCUUCAGGAAGGAAACUCACACUGGCAAGUACCUAAGUUUCAGCUCUGUGCACCUGAUGUGUCAGAAGAAGUCGGUGGUCGCUUCACUUGUACGUAGGGCGGAGAAACUUUCCUCAACUCCGGAAAACCAAGCGGCCGAGCUAGCCACGAUACGCCGUGACCUCUCAUCUUCGGGCUACCCCAGUUCGCUCAUUCAAGCUGUUAAAAAGAGCCUAGCUCAUCCUACGCCAAAUGACUCUCAACAACACAACGACAAGGGGAGGAGAAAAAGGAUUCCUGUGCCGUACGUCCCCGGCAUAAGCGGUCUGUCCCGAAUCCUUCGGGGGUAUGAAGUCGACGUCGCUCACGUGCCUACGCGCAAGCUCAGACAAGCUGUGGGGAAGGUGAAAGACAAACUCGAUAAGGAGAAGUUCCCGGGCGUCGUGUACAGAAUUCCUUGCGCCGAUUGUAACCAAGUCUACAUCGGUGAAACAGGCGACUUUGGAAAAAGAAUUAAACAGCACAGCUAUGACGUGAAAACCAAGCACGUGGCAACUAACGCACUAGCUGAGUACGCAGUGUCCACGAGCCAUGACAUCGACUGGGAUAGCGCGAAGAUAAUAGGAAAAGAAAAGGACAAAUCAGCUAGGCUUCAUCUUGAAUCCCUUCACAUUCAAACGACCGAUAACACGCUCAACCGCAACUCAGGCAAUCUGCCCCCGAUAUACACUCGAUGCUUACGUCACAUCAUCAAGCCCAUAUAA
Messenger RNA from Rhipicephalus sanguineus (brown dog tick), 1227 nucleotides. RefSeq lists its product as uncharacterized. Lineage: Eukaryota; Metazoa; Arthropoda; Arachnida; Ixodida; Ixodidae. The coding region runs from base 1 to 1227 and encodes 408 amino acids. The transcript has a single exon. The record is from RefSeq and is a predicted model, not a curated record.